Messenger RNA from Enterospora canceri, 555 nucleotides. NCBI's taxonomy places the organism in Eukaryota, Fungi, Microsporidia, Enterocytozoonidae. The record is from the annotation of a GenBank genome assembly.
AUGCUGGUUUUUGUAACAUUGAUCAACCUGAUACUAACAGCAGCUGGGUCUAUAGAAGAACGCAGAUCAUCUAGAAUACGAAAAAGAGAACAAGAGCGUUCAAAGGCAGAAGAAGCAUCUGGUGUAGAUGAACCAAAAGCAAAGAAACCAAGACAGAAAAGAACACAAAAAAAGGCUGAAGUGCCAAAGAAAGCACUAAAAAAGACACCAAAGAAAGCAGCAGAAAAGGUGCCUGAAAUCACAUUUGUUGCACAUCCAAUCAUUGUUAGUGGGAAAAUUGAUAUGCGAGUCUCCCUCGACACUGAAGAUGUGGAAGAAUUCCUUGAUAAAAACGAAAUUGGAAUACUGUUGAUGGAUGAAAAUUCUGAUGAAAUCAAUUAUGUUCCAGCUGUAAAAGAAAGAGUACUAAGAAACUCGAAAUCCAUUCGCUUGUCCCUCGAUAAUAUCGAUCUGACAAGUUUCACUAGCCUAUGUGUUGCGAUAAAGAACAAGGAAGAUGGUAGCUACCUAAAACCAUUGAAACAUUCAGGUACAGCACUAAUUCAGGUUGUAUGA